Messenger RNA from Scaptodrosophila lebanonensis, 2372 nucleotides. RefSeq names its product serine/threonine-protein kinase meng-po (gene meng). The record is from RefSeq and is a predicted model, not a curated record. The transcript is spliced from 2 exons. Lineage: Eukaryota; Metazoa; Arthropoda; Insecta; Diptera; Drosophilidae. Gene Ontology annotation, biological process: peptidyl-serine phosphorylation; peptidyl-threonine phosphorylation. The coding region runs from base 267 to 1637 and encodes 456 amino acids. Gene Ontology annotation, molecular function: protein serine/threonine kinase activity; ATP binding.
ACAACGGCCAUUUGCAAUGUGACUGUCCAAGAGUGAUUUCUGCCUAUCACCAUAGUUUUGUUUGCCAACAAUAGAGGAAAACUGUUGCAGAACAGAAACUGUUGCUUCGGCGUGAAAACUUCAAUACUGUGUCCAAUUGGUCAACUCAAUCAAUCAAUUGUGUUUUAAGCCAACAGCCGCCAAACGCUAAAAGACAACAUUCCAGCAUUUUGGGAUUACGAAUAACAUUUUACGGAUUACUGCAGAGCAUUGAAAACUAACUGGAAAUGGGCACUAUUGAGAAACGCUCCUUUUCCUUCCGCCUUCGCCGCUCCUUUGGCGAUGGUGGCAGCACCAAUAGCCGCAACAGCAACAACAACAGCAGCACUUGCACCAACCACAACAACCAGAAGCGCUGCAGCACGCCCCUCACGCCCACCAGCACGAGCACCAGCAAGUUGGAGGUACCCGGACAAGCGUCGGUUAGUCGUCGGAGCAGUAUCUACAAGAAGCCCGAGAAGAACGAUGGCGGACAAAUACAUCUGAUACCCGAUGUGGAGCUGCCAUUGAUGACAUUCGCCGAUCAGUACAACAUAGAGAAGACGCUGGCCGAGGGCUGUUUUGCGAAGAUAUUGCUCUGUCGCCACAAGCCCACUAAUACGACGGUGGUGCUGAAGGCCGUGCAUGCCGAGUUGACGACCAUUAAGGAGUUUCAAAAGGAGUUCCACUAUAACUACGAGCUCUCCCAUCAUCGGCACAUACUGAGCGCCUAUGCGGUGGCUUUCCAGACCAUGGACUACUAUGUAUUUGCUAUGGAACACGCACCUUAUGGCGAUCUUGCCUCGAAUAUUGGACCAAAUGGCUUGCAUGAGACCGCCUGCAAAACUAUAUCGGAGCAGCUGAGCUCGGCACUGGGUUUCAUGCACUCCAAGAAUUUGGUGCAUCGAGAUCUUAAGAUAGAGAAUGUGCUGGUCUUCACGCCGGACUUUAAUCGUGUGAAGCUUUGCGACUUUGGGGCAACAACCAAGACGGGUCUCCUUGUCCACAAGGUGAAGCAUACGUGGACCAGUUGUGUGCCGCCCGAGCAGCUGGAACUAAUCAAGAACGAACGGUUUCAGUGCUUGCCGAUCAGCGACUCUUGGCAAUUCGGCAUUCUAUUGUACAACAUUUUGACGGGCAACCCACCGUGGCACUCUGCCGAUUGGGUUAAGGACCAGGCCUAUUCCAACUUCAUGAAGUACGAGCAGCGCAAGACCACAAAAGUUCCCGAUAAUUUCCGGCGUUUUUCGCCGCGUUUGAUGCGGUGCUUCCGCAAAUAUCUCAGCUACGAUCCCGAGGACCGUUGCAAGAUCACCGAGGUCAACAAAUAUAUGAAGGACCGCUGGGUGGAGUGUCGCAUUUCGGCCUCCAAAUCGGCCACACUGAUCUCGCCGAACAACCACGAUCAGGACUCGUGCAUAUAUUUGAACCAGCGCGAGGGCAGACUAUCGGGCGAUGAGAAUAAGCUGCGUUUCAAGCGCAUGAUGUCCAGCUAUGGCUUGGAUAACCCCAUUGAUCAGGCUAUGGUGCGGCGGCGCGUCUGGGAUUGGUUGUCGACCUGCGACGCCAACUUCGAUCCCGAAAUUGAAAGCCUGCACGCACUGGAUGUGGCACAAUAGAUUGGGCAUAUCAGCUAUUGAAACCAAAUGUUACAUUUGAGAAUUUGUAGAUCUGUAAGAUCGUGCAAUUAUAUUUAUAAUACUAUAUAGAGAAGUUACUUCUCCAAAUUUUAAUUGUUGUGGCAUACUGCAAAAUUAUCUAGUAUAUCUCUGAUAUACCAGUAUACAAAGUAUGAGUAGUACGAAUUUGUACCGAAUCGCGAUUUCGAAUGAGAAAUUGAGUUGAGAAAAAAAGCGAAAGGUAAUUGUAAAAUGUAAGCGUUAACGUUGACGGAUUACUUUCCACUAGCGUUACCUUCUAGUCUUCCGAUACGGUGGUUUUUAAAUGUAUGUACAUGUAUUUAUAGUUUAUAUUUAAUGUGUGAUUUAUAUAGUAUACGCGUUACCUACUUUAUAUGCUCGUUUGCAGCUAUAUAUGUAUACACGAUAUUUAUUAACGUUACGAUACCAUACCGACUAAUGCAAUUAUCUAGUGUUUAAUGUUAGACUUUAAAGCGAUGCGCAGUCGCACCCAAACAAUUAUGACCAAUUAUUAGAACACUAGGUUUUCAUGUAUAUUUGUAAAAGCCCCCUAUACUCUAAAUGUGCAAACUCUCUAUAAAGUAUCUAUAAUAUACUCGUAGUAUACUUUGUGUCUUUUUGUAUAUAUUAUCGAAAUAUGCACCCACUCGUAUGCGUAUGUAUGUAUAACUAUACACAUACAUAUACUAUAUACAUAAGUCAUGUACCUAUAUA